GAGUUUUCUGUCUAAGCCAAAUUAGUGCAGUGCAGAGGAAAAAUGGUCAUGGGGUUGAUAAAUGCUAACCCUGUGGUACAUGAGAAAAAAGAGAGGCGCAGCAGAGAAGCACCCGAAAACAAAGAUGAAAAUACAGUGGAGCCAAUAGACCAGCUAGAAAUAUUUGAUCAUAUUAGAGAUAUAAAGGACCCGGAGCAUCCAUACUCAUUGGAAGAGCUUAAGGUGGUGACUGAAGACUCGGUCGAAAUCAACGAUGAGCUUAGUCAUGUGCGGGUUACUUUCACCCCAACAGUGGAGCAUUGCAGUAUGGCAACUAUUAUUGGCCUUUGCCUACGUGUGAAGCUCAUGCGGAGCCUUCCUCCUCGUUACAAGGUGGACAUAAGGGUGGCGCCUGGAUCGCAUGCAACUGAACUUGCCGUGAACAAGCAACUGAAUGACAAAGAACGUGUCGCGGCCGCGUUGGAAAACUCAAAUCUGCUGGACAUAGUCGAGGAGUGCUUGUCACCGACGCUUGGUUGAGACCUGAAUUGCAAAUGGAAAUCAAUGUGGUGAUAUAUAUUUCCAGACUAGCGCAGGUUAUUCUCCACCAUGGAGCGUAGCAAUUUAUCUGAGAUAAUACCUUGGGCGGCACCGGAUGUGUGCAUGAAUUCUGGUGCUCUGCGCCUCUCUGUAAAGCAUAUUGCUGCCGUUUGUGCUAUUGUGUUGUAACCUGUAGGUCCUCUAGUGCUGUUUCGUUUUUUUUUGUUCAAGAAACUGAUUGCUGUAUCAUUCUUUUGUGUACGUUUGGACUGUAUAUCAAGAGUGGGCGAUGAUCAGUGCCAUCUCUGAAGAGAUCUCCUGCUACUCUUAUCCUGGGUUGUAGCU
Messenger RNA from Lolium rigidum, 864 nucleotides. Its product is annotated as protein AE7-like. NCBI's taxonomy places the organism in Eukaryota, Viridiplantae, Streptophyta, Magnoliopsida, Poales, Poaceae. Gene Ontology annotation, biological process: iron-sulfur cluster assembly. The record is from RefSeq and is a predicted model, not a curated record.